AUGCCCUGGAAAGGUUCCGACACUGGGCUGUUUCUUCGCUGCAGGCAUGUCUCUUGGCUAAAAAGAACGCUAAAUAUACUUGGUCAAGGCCAGGGGCGUUGGCGAACAUCAGCGACAGGUACCCGGCAUGAUUGGCCUAUCUCACCAAGUGCCCCUGACAGGCCCGGUGUGCAUGGUGUGUCCUCACUCGUGCCGUCGCCGCUCAGGCCCUUUGGCAUCAUGCCUAGGCCCACUCCGAAUCAUGCCCUUGCACAACCGUGA
Messenger RNA from Bipolaris oryzae ATCC 44560, 261 nucleotides. RefSeq lists its product as uncharacterized. Bases 1 to 261 code for a protein of 86 amino acids. NCBI's taxonomy places the organism in Eukaryota, Fungi, Ascomycota, Dothideomycetes, Pleosporales, Pleosporaceae. The record is from RefSeq and is a predicted model, not a curated record. The transcript has a single exon.